CAUGCUAAACCAAGCUCACCAAGAAAAGCUUUCUUCGCAGCACUUGCCUUGCCUUCCUCGCCUCUCGAGCUUUAAAUCUCACAAGAUCGCCUCCAAUGCCCUCCCCUUUCUCCCUCCGAUCCGCAUCAGUAGCAUGGGAGAACCAAGAAGCUGCAGGCUAUGGCUGCUUGUGCUGGUGUUCGCGCGAUGGUACCAUGCUUCAAUAGCCAUGACGUUCACGAUCUCGAACUACUGCCCCCACCCGAUCUGGCCGGGGACGCUCGCCGGCGCCGGCACGCCGCAGCUGUCCACGACGGGGUUCAAGCUUGACCCCGGGCAGGCCGUCCAGCUGGCGGCGCCGGCGGGGUGGUCGGGGCGGAUAUGGGCGCGGACGGGGUGCGUGUUCGACGCGGACGGCGCGGGCGUGUGCCAGACGGGCGACUGCGGCGGGCGGAUGGAGUGCCGCGGCGCCGGCGCGACGCCGCCGGCCACGUUGUUCGAGGUCACGCUGGACGGGAGCGGCGGCCUGGACUUCUACGACGUGAGCCUCGUCGACGGCUACAACCUGCCCGUCGUCGCGAUCCCGCGGUCGCGGCAAGGCGGCGCGUGCAACGCCACCGGCUGCAUGGCCGACCUCAACCGCUCGUGCCCGAAGGAGCUGCAGGUGGACUGCGGCGGCGGCGCCAUCGCGUGCCGGAGCGCGUGCGAGGCGUUCGCGCAGGACAGGUACUGCUGCAGCGGCCCGUACGCGACGCCGGACGCGUGCCACCCGACGGUGUACUCCUCCAUCUUCAAGUCGGCGUGCCCGCGCGCCUACAGCUACGCCUACGACGACCGCACCAGCACCUUCACCUGCAAGGCCUCCGACUACACCAUCGCCUUCUGCCUCCCGACCUCCGGAAUAAAGAGGUCGGAUGCGGUGUUUCUCGGAGCACAGAUGGACGGCGAGAGCACCGACGGUGGCGACGCGCCGCCAGUUUACAACGGUGGCAGCGCCCCGCCGGCUUACAGCGGUGGCAAUGCGCCGCCGGCGCCGGUGUACAAUAACGGUGGUUUCGAACCGCCGGUUUACAGCUACGGCGGCGGAGGCGCCCGUCAACCGGCCAUGACGGCCUCGUCGGCGAGCCCAUUAUACAUCCGGCCGUGGCUCCUGCUAGUGCUCGUCCUCCUUUUCUGACGGCGCUCGGUUGAUCUUGUUCGUGCACGAUACAUGUCGGGCUACGAGAAAGGUGAAGCUGAAGCUUCUCCUAGAGCUGGAUGAAGAAACGGAGGAUCUGAGCCCAGACGAACAUACGGAUAGCAGGCAUGGAUCGAGGAGGAGAUCCGAGAAGAGGCUGAUGAAGAAUUCUUUUCUGUCAUUGGCUAGUGCACCUUGUGUAUUUGCAGUUGUAAAAAACUGACUGUCCAGCUAGUGGAUUAGAUGCUAGUGAGCAUAAGGAAAAAUUGUUGUAAAGAUUGAAUUGGACGCGUAAACUAUUGAUUCAGUAUUGUAGAGCGAUCAGGUAAACACGCGGAGAAAAUUACUUCUGAACUGUUGACUGGUGA
Molecule: messenger RNA, 1524 nt
Organism: Panicum virgatum (switchgrass)
Lineage: Eukaryota; Viridiplantae; Streptophyta; Magnoliopsida; Poales; Poaceae
Product: pathogenesis-related thaumatin-like protein 3.5
Exons: 3
Coding region: 2-1156 (384 amino acids)
Biological process (GO): defense response
Cellular component (GO): extracellular region
Source: RefSeq, a predicted model, not a curated record